ACAGCCUCUAGUUAAAAACCGUCUACCGCUGACAGUGCAUCUCUGCCGGUUCCGGAACGGCUGAGAGAACUGGCAACUUUGGAGUGUGGCUUCGUCCUGAAGAUGUUACAGUCCCCUAGCAACAACUAUCACAAUUCCAUAACAACAACACUCAUUAAAUCCCAGUGCUUCAUAGCAAAGCUGACUAUAAACUCCAAACUUUAGAAAUGAUAACCUGAGACACAGAAGGUUAGUGUCCCAGCAGACUGCAAAGUAGGCAGUCUGAGUGGUUUCAAAAGUUCCAGAAGCCACUAAGAAGCUAAGAAUGGCGGACACGAGAACCAGCACAAGGCAUCCGCAGCUGAGAUCCGUGGAAAAUCGACGCAACACAGAAAAACCUGAGCUAACAUCAAAAACGUUUUCCCUCACCAAUUGUUCUUGGAAUUGGGCAGAUGGCCACCACCAUAAUGAUACUGUAUGUGUCCAAGCUAAAUAAAAUAAUCCACUUCCCUGAUUUUGACAAGAAAAUUCCUGGAAAGCUGUUUCCUCUGCCCCUUCUCUACGUUGGAAACCAUAUAAGUGGCUUAUCAAGCACAAGUAAAUUAAGCUUGCCAAUGUUCACUGUGCUCAGGAAGUUUACAAUUCCACUCACUUUACUCCUGGAAGCCAUCAUACUCGGGAAACAAUAUUCCUUGAACAUCAUCCUCAGUGUUUUGGCCAUCGUGCUUGGGGCUUUCAUAGCAGCUGGCUCUGACCUUGCAUUCAACUUGGAAGGCUACAUUUUUGUAUUCUUGAAUGAUAUCUUCACAGCAGCAAAUGGAGUUUAUACCAAACAGAAAAUGGACCCAAAGGAGCUGGGGAAAUACGGAGUGCUUUUCUACAAUGCCUGUUUUAUGAUCAUCCCAACUGUCAUUAUUAGUGUUUCUACUGGAGACUUUCAGCAGGCCACUGAAUUCAGCCACUGGAAGAACGUCUUAUUUAUCAUUCAGUUUCUUCUUUCCUGUCUUUUGGGGUUUCUGCUGAUGUACUCCACAGUUCUUUGCAGCUAUUACAACUCGGCUCUGACCACAGCAGUGGUUGGAGCUAUCAAGAAUGUAUCGGUUGCCUACAUUGGGAUGUUGGUUGGUGGCGACUACAUUUUCUCUCUCUUAAACUUUAUAGGGUUAAAUAUUUGCAUGGCAGGUGGUUUAAGAUACUCCUUUUUAACACUGAACAGCCAGUUAAAACCUAAACAACCCAUGGAUGAAGAAAGCAUCCCUCUGGAUAUGAAGAGCUAGACUGGAAGAUGGAGUUACAGGCCUAAGCUGGAGAGGACAGAUCUCACACCUGGGACAGUCACCUGCUUGGUCAGAGCAGGAACAGGAAUGUCGGUGAAAUACAAAGAAAGCUACCUCACACAUCACUGCACAUGAGCCACAAGGGACCCAAGACUGACAGCACAAAACCUUCCCCAACUAAGUGAAUUUGCUCAAAGUCAGCCUUGUGCUGAGGGCAUGUUUCAAGGGUGACUGCUUAUCAGCACCUUGGCCUUAAUUUCAAAGGUCCCAGCCAAAGCAAGUGCCAGGGAGAACUUCUUGUUGUUGAAACAUCUCUUUAUUUUCAUAAAAGUCAGUCCAUUUUGA
Messenger RNA from Peromyscus eremicus (cactus mouse), 1601 nucleotides. It is a transcript of the gene Slc35d2, whose product is annotated as solute carrier family 35 member D2. Lineage: Eukaryota; Metazoa; Chordata; Mammalia; Rodentia; Cricetidae. The record is from RefSeq and is a predicted model, not a curated record. Bases 432 to 1256 code for a protein of 274 amino acids. Gene Ontology annotation, cellular component: Golgi apparatus. Gene Ontology annotation, molecular function: GDP-fucose transmembrane transporter activity; antiporter activity. The transcript has 13 exons.